Messenger RNA from Saccostrea echinata, 774 nucleotides. RefSeq names its product brain-specific homeobox protein homolog. The transcript is spliced from 3 exons. Gene Ontology annotation, biological process: regulation of DNA-templated transcription. NCBI's taxonomy places the organism in Eukaryota, Metazoa, Mollusca, Bivalvia, Ostreida, Ostreidae. Gene Ontology annotation, molecular function: DNA-binding transcription factor activity, RNA polymerase II-specific; DNA binding. The record is from RefSeq and is a predicted model, not a curated record. Bases 20 to 748 code for a protein of 242 amino acids.
UAAAUUUCAAAUAAAUAAAAUGCAGUUCUCAGAGGGACAGGGAACCAGACCAACAUCUUUCUUUAUCGACGAUAUUCUACUUAACAAACCAAAACCAACAUUCCGGGACUUGCCAUCUCUACCCGUCAGACCGACAGUCACGGAUUUUCCGGGUUAUCCCUAUUUUCCGGGUAUCUUCUACCCACACCAAGUACUGCAACAGACGCAAAGCUUCUUACACAAGCACCCAGAGCACGGUCAUCCAUUUCUGAUGCCAACUGUUGCUGGUUUUCCGAUAGCACCCAUAUACCAACAUGACAGUCCCGGCAAGCACUGCAGACGACGAAAGGCAAGAACAGUUUUCAGUGACCAGCAACUAAAUGGUUUGGAGAAAAGAUUUGAAGCCCAGAGGUAUCUUUCUACGCCCGAGAGAGUGGAAUUGGCCAAUCAACUUAGUUUAUCCGAAACACAGGUGAAAACAUGGUUUCAAAACAGACGAAUGAAACAUAAAAAGCUACAGAAGAAACCUAACGAAAAUGGCGAAGAUACGAAUGCGGAUGACUCGAAAGAAAUAGGAUCUGAUGAUGAAGAGUCACGUGACAGUUUUACUUCCAGUAAUGUUUCAGACAAAGCACAGUGUUCCAUAGCAAGGGAUUCAGAAAACAAACACUCGACGCCCUCCAUCUACAAACCUUACCAGCUUGAUUCAGAAGAUACACACGAAGAUGAAAUUGACGUUGUAGACAGUGAAAGCGAGGGAGGAAUUUGAAAUUAACGUGUUUGUCAAAAUGAACC